AUGAGUAAAAUCAAAUCUCAAAACAUGCAGAAUAUUGAUUCUACUCGCCAGAGAGAAUUUUUGAGAACGUUAGAGAACAAGAUUGAAGCAACUUUAACUUGUGCCAAACUGAAGCUUUUCAAAGAUGUUUAUUACAAAUGUCGCCUCGAACUGGAAGAUCUUCUGCCAAAUGAAGAUGAAUCUCUGUAUUUGAUUUGGGCCAGUAAAACUGAUGAAAUAACGAAAAGUAAGAAAUGCAUAUUAAAAGAGGAAAUUCCAUUCCAAGCCAUGCAUGGGAAAGCAUACAAUACCAAGAAGGAAGAAGAAAAAAGUAAACAAAUAGAAGAGAAGGAAUUCAGAGUCAAACAAUGA
Molecule: messenger RNA, 351 nt
Organism: Parnassius apollo (apollo)
Lineage: Eukaryota; Metazoa; Arthropoda; Insecta; Lepidoptera; Papilionidae
Source: the annotation of a GenBank genome assembly